Messenger RNA from Aaosphaeria arxii CBS 175.79, 1430 nucleotides. RefSeq lists its product as uncharacterized. Lineage: Eukaryota; Fungi; Ascomycota; Dothideomycetes; Pleosporales. Bases 274 to 1143 code for a protein of 289 amino acids. The record is from RefSeq and is a predicted model, not a curated record. The transcript has a single exon.
GGUCAUUUCUGGUUUGAGUCGGAUGCGACAGUCGUGGCACUGCAGUUUAACUUGCACCGUUACCGUCAUCGUAGUCUUCCUCCUAGCUAUCUGUGGCGUACGUCAGUCCGGGUUUGGGCGAAUCAAGUGUCGUCAUUGACUUAUAACGUCCCCUCCAGUCUAAUCCUCUGGGGGAACACGAUGCGACAAACACCUCAUUUGCGCUUUGAUACUCUUUUUCGUGCAGUUUGAUAGUUUACUUCGCGCGCACCGAAGAUUAGCGGAUGACGAUGCAUGUCGGUUAAGAGGUUUCGAAAUCUAGAUAUAAAGGUAAGACAUGAUUCCCUCGUUGUCUUUGCAUUCAGAACAAGCAUCCAGCAUCCGAUCUCGAUAUACAUCGAUCGGGCUCAUCCAUUCGACAUUCCUAAAACUGUAUCAUAUCCCACAAAGCACAUCAAUAUCAAACAUAUCCACCCUUCUCCUCCUGUCUCCUUUCAAACAAGAAUCGCACACGAGCCAUCCAUUCACACCUCCACAUCCAAACUCCAACACCACCCAAACCACACAAGACACCCCAUUACCAAAACACCGACAAUGUGCCACAGACGCUGCAACGCCGCCUACCAACAACCCAUCUCCUGCUGCGGCACCACCCGCCGCCAACAACGCCGCGAGCAACGCCUCGCCCGCCGAUCCGAAGGUCCCAUCCACCAACUCGUCUACGCAGUCGCACAACCCCAACCCCAACCCCAAUCCCGCCAGCUCCAGCUCCAACCAAACUCUCUCUUCGCUGUUCAAGAUCAGCCCUACGGCUCGUGCUACGCUCCGUGCCGGCGCAGGAGAAAGGGCGGCAUGGCGUCCCUCCUCAUCGCGGGAAUCGGCCUCGGCGUCGAGAAGUUGAGGGAGAAGAAGGAGAAGAAGAAGGUCGCCGCCGCUGCUGCAGCCGCUGCUGGAGGAGAUGCGUCAUCCUCGUUGGCAACACAAGAGAGGGGUGUUUCUGAGAGAGGAGUGCCGAGGAAGAGUGAGGAGGUGAGGUGGGACGGGGAGAGGAGGGGGAGUUUUGAUAGCACGAGGAGUGAUGCGGAUCAGGAUGGGGUGCCGCCGCCGAGGUAUGAGGAUGUUGUUCGGGCGGGACAGGGUGCACUGGGUAGCAGGAGGGUUUAAUGGGGGAUGGGAGUUUUCAUGGAGGGGGUUGAAGUGUACGUUCUUGGUUGGCCUUUCGACUUGGUGUUUGGAGUUGUAUCAAUUUGUUUAUAUUUACUUUUCAACCUUUUUUUAUACAUACUUUUAUACGGAUCACGAUGAUGAGAUCAUAGCAAUACUCAAUUUGCUGAUUCCAAGUUGAAGUUUUUUAUGGUGGAUUGUUCUUAUUGCAUCGCAGUUACCAAAGACAUUUGUUUCAUGAUCAUCAAUGAACUCAAGUUGAGGUAGAGAUAUGAGGAACGUCAAAA